Messenger RNA from Xiphias gladius (swordfish), 6800 nucleotides. RefSeq names its product casc3 exon junction complex subunit (gene casc3). NCBI's taxonomy places the organism in Eukaryota, Metazoa, Chordata, Actinopteri, Istiophoriformes, Xiphiidae. Gene Ontology annotation, molecular function: mRNA binding. Gene Ontology annotation, cellular component: exon-exon junction complex. The record is from RefSeq and is a predicted model, not a curated record. Gene Ontology annotation, biological process: mRNA processing.
UCUUUGCCUCUUUCCGGUUCCAACCAUUCGAGCCCUAAGAUGGCGGACCGGCGGCGAAGGAGGCGGCGCGCGUCCCAGGACAGCGAGGACGACGACGAGUCCGGUUCGGGUUCGGACAGCGGGAGGUCGGGGUCCCCGGCGAUCAAGAGCCGGGGGAGGGAUCCUGACCCGGCGGAGGCGACAGCAUCCCGGGCCGAGGCGAAGAGCGACGUGGAGUCCGAGUGUGAGAGUGAAGAUGGGGUGGGAGAAGCUGUCCUCUCUGACUACGACAGUGCAGACCCCGAGGAAAACGGCUCUCAUUCAGAGGGAGUGGAGGAGGAAGAGGAGGCAGAGCAGUACAGCGAUGAAGAAGCUCCAGCAGCAGCAGCAGCAGCAGCAGCAGCAGCCAGUGAGCCCAAACCUCCUGCUGCCGAUGGCCCGGCAAAGGGAGAGGACGGGGAGGAGGAGGAAGCAGAAGGGGAGGGAGGAGGACAGAGUAAAGAGGAGAGUAAAGAGGAGAAUAAAGCUGAGGAGAAAGGAAAUCUAGCUGGAGAGAGACAGAGUGGCGAUGGACAGGAGUCCACGGAUGAUCCCGAGACGAAGGCGGGAGGUAAACCCGGUCAGCAGCUCGAUGAUGAUGAGGACAGAAAAAACCCGGCCUACAUCCCCAGGAAGGGUCUGUUCUUCGAGCACGACGUCAGAGGACACGCUCAGGAGGAGGAGAGACCUAAAGGUCGAAACAGGAAGUUGUGGAAAGACGAGGGUCGCUGGGAGCACGACAAGUUCAGGGAGGAGGAGCAGGCGCCCAAGAGCCGCGAGGAGCUCAUCGCCAUCUACGGUUAUGACAUCCGAAACGGUGGCGGCCCCGGAGACCGGCCAUACAGGCAGCGCAGGCCCAGGCAGAGCGUGUCUCCCAGCAGAGACAAGCGGUGGAGAGAGGGAGGAGGAGAGCGACCGGUCCGAUCCUGGCAGAGCGGAGGAGGAGGGCUGAACCGAGGAGGAGCCCCUCCACCUUCGUCCAUCCAAACCUCCUCGACAUCCCCUUCCUCCCCUCUCUCCUCCGCUCAGCGCAGCAACAACCCCUCCAGACCGCCUCCCUCCCGCAGCAGACCAUCCCACCAGAAUCAGAUGCACCUCCCACCUCAGUCCCACUACAGGAAUAAUGAAUCUAACGCGCCCCAGAUGCAUCCCCGAGAACGACAAGGCCCUAAAGCUCAAUCAGAGCCUGCGGGAGACAGGUCUGUGGUCAGCAGGGGAGGGCGCGGUGGUGGGGGAAGGGGGGGUCCCUCUCUGGUCAUUGAGAACAAUACUGUCAGCCAAGGAGGCGUUGGGGAACAGGACCUGAGCUUAAGUGCCGCAACGACGGCGGCAUCGUCACAGCCGGGCGGUUACCAGUCCGCUUCACCGAGACGACAGCAGCAGGAACAACGAGGCAGCGCCGACAGAUCUGCGUCUGGAUUGGCUGCUUCCUCCACCACCACUGACCCCUCCCUUCAAUCAGCAGCGACCAAUCGGGAAGCCUCUCCUCCCAUUGAGCGGCCGGUGGAGCGUAAAUCUUACUCGCUGGCUCGCAGGACUCGCUCUAGGCCCGCAGACCUGGGCAGUAAACAGCCGUCCAUGGAGGAGUCUGCGGCCGGAGGGAACGCCUCGUCCCCCGGCAGUGUGGGAGGGAAGAGCUGGACGGGAGGCGGAGAUGGGCCGAGCCAGGCAGGAGCAGCAGGGCUGACGGAGCUGGACCAAGAUGUGGCUCGACUCAGUCUGGCAGGACAGAGCUGGAGCCAGAGCCCGACGUCAUAUAUCCGCUCUGAGAUGAGAGGCCUUCCCAACCCCAUGCACAUCCCCGGCGGGCCGCCUCAGUUCUCCAGCAUGGAGGAGAUGGGUGUUGGCUCCAAUCGGGCCAAACGCUACUCCUCCCAACGUCAGAGAGCCGUACCUGAGCCGGCGCCGCCCAUGCACCUGGGAGUGAUGGAGGGACACUAUUACGAACCCAUGUCGUACCAGGGACCAAUCUACGCCCACGGGGAUGGCCCCGCCCCCAUCCCACCACAAGGCAUGCUGGUCCAGCCUGAGAUGCACAUCCCCCACCCCGGUCUCCAUCCCCACCAAUCAGGUGCCCCGAUUGCUAACCCCGCCCUCUACGGAGGCCCACCUGUUUCUCUGUCACCGGGGCAACCACAGCAACUGCUGCCGCCGCCUUUCUACCCUCCGCCAGGCGUCAUGACCUUCCCUUACCCUGCCAUGUACCCAAACCCACAGGGUCAGUCCCAGGUGACCUAUGGGGGUGUGACGUACUACGACACGGUGCAGCAGCAGGCUCAGCCCAAGCCUUCGCCCCCCCGCCGCACGUCCCAGCCCGUCACUGUCAAGCCCCCCCCUCCGGAGGUGCCCUUUGCCUCAGAGUGACCCCGCCCCUCACCCCUCCCCGAUCCCCAGUCUCAGCCUCACUCCGAUCCGAAAAUGACAGGAGCGGGGUGGGAGGGGUCGGUGAGGAGCUGCGGUCCCCAUCAGCAACCACCAAUAGUAACGAGGGAGGGACGGGUGGACGGACGGGUGGACGGACGGACGGGUGGACGGACUCUGCAAAUGACCCACAGCAUCACUGGUGGAAUUUUUCCUUUUAUUUUUUUUUCUCCCCUCUUUGUUUUGGGCCCUGUAGCAGUCAGGUGGAUCAGCUGUGUUGGCGACGUAUCGUAGUCAGACUGCUCUGUAACUCACAAGUUCGAUCCCGCCAACGUGUCUUUUAGCAACAAUGUUGAACCUGAAAAUGUAAAAAUAAAAAAAAAAGAGUUCAAACCCUUUAGAGCCACUUUGAAGCAUUUAACGUCUCAAGAGUGGAACGGACAAAGUCGAACUCUGCUGCAGCUGAUGUGUCUAAAUGAAAAGUGAAAGUCUGGUUUAGAAACUUUUUUUUUUUGUCCUUUUCAUGGUUGAGGUUUUCUGUGGACACAGGAGUCGGACUGAAUCCUGGAAACAGCAGUUAACAGGCAGCAUAAGCAUUUAGAGUUUGUCUGUGGGACGCUCUGUUAUCCAGUUAUUUUCUGUUUACUUCACACUGUAAAACCAGCUGUUUUGUUAAAUAGGAAACGGAGGGUUAAUAUGUUCUUGUUUUCCACCAUCCACCCUAGUUACACUGUUAAUACAAAAGGUUUAACAAGAUAAAAACAGAAGCUAAUUCGAGAGUUUAUCUGCAGUUUGAGGGAUGUUUGUGAGGAUCAGUCGUGUAUAUAGUUUGAAUGCAGCUCUCUGUCAUGUUAAUACGUUCAUAGGUGACCCGGUGCUUCCUGAUCUUACCGUCACGUUACAGCUGGUUGGCGUCUGCUGGUUUUAGAUUUUUUUUUUCUUUUUCUUUUUUUAAACUUCACACAGACAGACAGUUCUUACAGCUGAAGGUUUCCGCCUGCUUUUCUUUUAUUGAUUCCUUGACUCCAGAUACGUCAGCCCUGUUUUUGUUACUGUAACUGACUUUUUUAAGUGGGAAACCUGGAUUCAGAAAUCUAGACGGCUGCACGUCGUGGACUCAUAUUUAGUCUGAUUUAUCCUCAGUCACUCUGCUCUCAAAAAAAACCAAAAAAAAAUUAACAUUUACAACUUUACUUCAAGUCGCCCUCUUUAACAUUAAUAAUCAGUUUAUAAACCUUAUAUAGUUUAUAACUCGGUGUUUAUUAAUGUCUAACUCCUCCCGUAGACACGCGUCAGCGGAGGCUGCUGGAUGAACAGACGAUGAACCACAACACAGUAAAACACAGCUGUGAUAAUAUCAAAUAUGCCUUCAUAGGAGAAGUUAGAAUCAUUGACAAGUACUUAAUACUUAAAAAUGUCCUUAUAGCUGUGCACAACUACAUUAUAGUGUGUUAUGAAGCAGUUAUUACAUUUAAUGAUUAGAUUCAACAUCUCUUAAUCUGAAGAUUAUUUUCUCGGUUUAAUUGAUUGUUUGGCCUAUAAAUGUAAGAAAAUUCUUUAAGAAAAAAAAUAAUAAUUUUGCUGUGAAAUUUGGUGUAGUUCAAGAUUGCUCCAUCAAAUUGCUUGUUUUGUCCGACCAACGCUCCAGGACCCAGAGAUAUUCAGAUGACAAUGAUAUAAAAAAGAGAAUACUCAUAUGUUCACAUUGGAGAAGCUGCAGCCAGAGAACGGUCGGUGCUCUUUCUUUUAACCAGAUAAUGGACUUAAAUGUUAAAUCAACUAUCAAAACUCAAUCACUGAAACUCUGAUUGCACUUCGUGUCGUGUUUUUAUCUCACCGACAGUAACGAGAACAGAAAGCAGUCGCUGUCAUUUGUCUUCCAAAAACAAUGGAAAUAAAACACAGAAUUGUAUGUCUUAAGCUUAGGGCCGAGCGAUACAGCUAAAGAAUCAAAAUCUGGAACAUUUUUCAGGUUUGUUGGGAGAAAUUUCAAAUUUUUUCCCUGCAGAUCGCAAUCAGACGAAAACACGAUUGAAACGUUGUAGUUUGUGUGAUUUUGUGUGCAAGACAGUUGAGCAGGAAUGACCCGCAGAAGACCUGCACCAACUGCAAGCAUAUUCAAAAACUACAGGUUAUCUCACACAGCGGGAAAGUGUAACUCAGACAGAUUAAAAAUCCGUUUCAACGCAGACAAGGCAGAAAGGUCUGCUCACUAAUCCCCCCCCGUUUGUGUUUCUUAACAUCAGUCUGGUACCUGCAGACAGCCGCUAGCUGGUAGCAGCUCCCCGGCAGCUAGAGAAGACCAUUCCUAGAUACAAACGUUAAAGUCGGCGAGUUGAACAGAGACAGCGAACCGCCCUCAGUCGCCGCGGUCCUGUAAAUGAAACCGUCAGUCAUUCAAUCUGCAACCUCUUUGAUAUUCGAGUAAUCGAACCAAAACAACGGUAAUGUUCUUGUUAAAGUUUCUCGAAUGUGAAUACUUUCUGCUUUUCUUUGCUUUCCAUGUUAGUGAGCUGCAUAUCUUUGGGUUCAGAUCAAAUAAGGAAUUUCCACAUGUCAGCUUGCCCUUGGCAAAGUUGCGAUGGGCAUUUUUCACUAGUUUCUGAUAUUUGACAGAACGAACAGCUAACUGAAUAAUCAAGAAAAUAAAAGGCCGAUUAACAGAUGAAUCAUGAAAAUAGUCCGACAGUUUACUUCAGUUUACAGGACUGUCAUGUCUGGACUGUAAUGAUUGGAUUUUCAUUUUACACAAUGUUCAGAUACAAAAAUUCAGAUGAAUCGCAUCCGUUGGACAUAUCGCCCGGCCGUACCGCGGACUGUUUUCUCUUUGUUGACGUGUACGGUGAAAUGCUACCAUGGUGACUCACCAUCCAAUCACAGUCUGCCACGGCUUCGACAAAGUCGGAGAAGAAAUGAAAUGUUUUUCCCGGGUCCUCAAAGACCCGCAGGGUAAACGCGUCAGCCGCCGAAUUUAAAACAGAGCGAUGAUUCGACAGAAGACGGGCCGUGUUGUACCUCCCGUGACUAUUAAAGUGACUUAAACAAUGUCAGCGCUCCUUUUAAAACUCCGUUUCUCUGCCCUUCUGAACGUAGAGUACGUUAUUUUCUGACAGCAGCUUUUCAUUUCCCUCCUCUAGAUGAGCAGAAAGUUUGACUAUCGACAAACGUUGCACAAAAGCCCGUCUGAGAGAAGCUGCUGCUGGGUGGGGGCGUUUAUUGUCGCUGUAUAUAGAAAUCUAAAUGUGUAUAUAGAAGCUUGAACAGAUAAAAUAGAGCAGUAAACAUAUUCUAAUAAUACUAGUGCUACAGAACAGUCAGCUUCUGAUUCUAACGGCAUCGGCAGGGACCUCGAAUGUUAACGAUGGAUGGAUAUAAUUUAGAAAGAAGUAGCGACGACAAAGGAGCUUUGAUUUGUUUUGUAUUUUUUUCCUUUUUUCAAAUGUCACUGUUGAAAUAUAAUACUGUUUUGUUUUUUUAAUUUGUAUUAUUAGUAAAUGCAGGAGGCAAACGACGCCUCCCUGUCAUGAUUUAUUUGAUUCGCGUGCUAACCCUCGAUGGCAGGCCUAGGAAACCACUUUAUGAACUGAAAAAGGAUCGACUCAAAAAUCUCGUUUAUUCCCGGAGGUUAUCUUUACCUCUGAGAAUACGUUUUCAGAGGUAAAGAUAGCCAGUAGUAGUGCCUGCUCAUUGUUCACUGUUUCUCCUCCUCCUCCCAGUUUCAUUUUUCCGUUGAACUCUAAGAGUGAGGUGUCCGUGGUCGUCUCUCACCGAUGAAAACGCAGAGAGGGGUAAAUGUGGAAGCCCUUUUCUGCCAGAACCAGUUAGAAAAACAAACCGAUGGGUUGGAUUCCUUUUCAGUCACAUCACCAGGGACGUCCCGAGGGCGAGGCACGGCGGCGGCGGCGUCGUCGUCCUCACGUCCGGACACGUUUGAUCCAUCCAGCCUGCCUUAUUACAGAGGGUGUAACCUGUUUGUGGCGGCAGCUUCACCACACUCCCGGCUCAGAGCGGUGACGAUUGAUUUAGGCUCAUUUGUUAUCGGUCCCAUUAUUUAGAUGGAGUCUUUUUGAAUGGAUGUUAAUGGUACAAGGUGUAGAAAAUGUUCCUCGGGCGUUUGGGUCUGACCUCAAUCGUCAUCGAGUGUCAAAUGUUAGUUUCUUGAAUAAAUCCCCCUCCUGUGCCGGGAGUGAGCUGACUGCCGUCCAGUUUCCAGGCAUGUGUGUUGAGUGUUUGACCUUUGACCUGAGCUGACCAGACUGUUCACUGUGACGGCAGCGCUCUGUUUGUUUCAGUGUUACGACGACGGUGAUGGUGAUGAUGAUGGUGAUGAUGAUGAUGAUGACUGCAUCGGAGGUUUUGUCUCUGUAUGUGGAGAGCGUUGCGGUCCACACAGAGGAUCAAUAAAGAACAUAAUAGUAAAA